Molecule: messenger RNA, 2430 nt
Organism: Scomber japonicus (chub mackerel)
Lineage: Eukaryota; Metazoa; Chordata; Actinopteri; Scombriformes; Scombridae
Gene: abcf3
Product: ATP-binding cassette, sub-family F (GCN20), member 3
Exons: 21
Coding region: 13-2148 (711 amino acids)
Molecular function (GO): ATP hydrolysis activity; ATP binding
Source: RefSeq, a predicted model, not a curated record
GGGCCGGGUAUCAUGGCGACGUACGUGGAGAUUUUAAAGAGCGAGUUUCCUGAGAUCGACUCGGAGCUGUUCGACUACAUCACAGGCGUGUUGGACUGCGGUGGAGCAGACUUCGAGGAUGGAGAGGAAGUGUUCGACGCCAUCGGAGGAGUCCUGCAGGAAGUGUCGGUUGACAGUAAGAACGAGGACGACGUCAGAGACAUCUGUCUCCAGAUGUUCAACACACUCAAACUGAAUAACUGCCACGGCGCUCAGCGGCAGGUGUUAUUGGACGCUCCAGUGCAGUUGUCCCAGAUCUCCGUGGACACCAACUCUGCUGCCACAGACAUUCAGGGCAUCUGGAUGAUGAAGCGUCCUCAGAACACGACGGUCGAUUCGAAGAAGUUGGAGAAGGCUGAAGCCAAGCUGAAGGCCAAACACGAACGCCGCAACGAGAAGGACUCACAGAAAGGGUCCACGCCAGUUGUCUUGGAGGAGGCGUCGGCCAGUCAAGCGAGCAGUAAGAAAGACAACCGAGUCGACCAAUCGGGGAAGAAUCGCAGCUACGACAUCCGCAUUGAGAACUUUGACGUUUCUUUCGGAGAGAGGUGUCUGCUGCAGGGGGCCGAGGUGUCCCUGGCGUCGGGCCGGCGGUACGGUCUGAUCGGGCGUAACGGGUUGGGGAAGACAACGCUGCUGAAGAUGCUGGCCAGUCGUAACCUCCGCGUCCCGGCUCACAUCUCCAUCCUGCACGUGGAACAGGAAGUGGCGGGAGACGAGACGGCCGCACUGCAGAGCGUCCUGGAGAGCGACACGCUGAGAGAGGGGCUGCUGCACGAGGAGAAGACGCUCAACGCUCGCAUCGCUAACGGAACAGCUGACGGCAUGGAGAGCGUCCGGCUGUCAGAGAUCUACGGCAAGCUGGAAGAGAUCGAGGCCGACAAAGCCCCGGCACGAGCCUCCGUCAUCUUGGCUGGUCUCGGAUUCUCUCCCAAAAUGCAACAGCAGGCGACAAAGGAGUUCUCAGGAGGAUGGAGGAUGAGGUUAGCGUUGGCCAGAGCUCUGUUUGCUCGGCCGGACCUGCUGCUGCUGGACGAGCCGACCAACAUGUUGGAUGUCAGAGCCAUUCUGUGGCUGGAGAACUACCUGCAGACGUGGCAGUCCACCAUCUUAGUCGUCUCCCACGACCGAAACUUCCUGAACGCCGUGGUGACCGACAUCAUCCACCUGCACUCCCAGACGCUGGACAGUUACCGUGGCGACUACGAAAACUUUAUUAAAACCAAAGAAGACAGACUUAAGAACCAACAGAGAGAGUACGAAGCCCAGCUGCAGUACAGACAACAUAUACAGGUUUUUAUCGACAGGUUUCGAUACAACGCUAACAGGGCGGCUCAGGUCCAGAGCAAACUGAAACUUCUGGAGAGGCUGCCUGAGCUGAAAGCCUUGGAGAAAGAGACUGAGGUGACUUUAAGGUUUCCAGAUAACUUUGAGAAGCUGUCUCCUCCCAUCCUGCAGUUGGAUGAAGUGGAGUUUUAUUACUCUGCAGACGCUCGGCUCUUCUCUGGACUCAACCUGUCAGCUGACCUCGAGUCUCGGAUCUGCAUCGUUGGAGAAAACGGCGCCGGUAAAAGUACCAUUCUCAAACUGCUGAUGGGUGAGCUGACACCUGUCAACGGGAUCAGACAAGCGCACAGGAACUUGAAGAUCGGUUACUUCAGUCAGCAUCACGUGGACCAGCUGGACCUGAACGUCUGCUCUGUGGAGCUGCUGCUCAACAAGUUCCCCGGUCGGUCAGAGGAGGAGUACCGCCACCAGCUGGGAGGUUACGGAAUCACCGGCGAGCUGUCGACGAGGCCGGUGGCAAGUCUGUCAGGAGGACAGAAGAGCAGAGUGGCCUUCGCACAGAUGACCAUGCCAUGUCCAAACUUUUACAUCCUUGACGAGCCGACUAAUCAUCUGGACAUGGAGACCAUCGAGGCUCUGGCCAAGGCGCUCAACAAGUUCAGAGGCGGGGUCAUCCUGGUGUCCCACGACGAGCGUCUGAUCCGGAUGGUGUGUAAGGAGCUGUGGGUGUGUGACGGCGGGAAAGUUCAGCGCAUCGACGGCGGCUUCGACGAGUACCGAGACAUCCUGCAGGAGCAGUUCAGGAAGGAGGGUUACCUGUGAGGCCCCGCCCACCGUCAUUACAUAAGCCCCACCCCCCACCCUUCUAAGCAGCCAAUCAGCUGUCAGAACGGACUGGAGGACGUUUUUUGUCUCACCUGGCGCAGGUGAUGACCUGCUGCGAGCUGAUUGGUUCUGCUGGUGAGGUCAGUGAACUGUGGAGGAGCCGUCAUCAAACGUCUGGAGUUAAUUUAAACUGUCGUCACAUCAAAAGUUUUGUUUUGUAUCAUCGGAGAAAUUUUACAGGAGCGUCAAAAAAGCAACCAAUAAAACCAUCAGAUCAUG